This is a messenger RNA of Hydractinia symbiolongicarpus, 3025 nucleotides long. Its product is annotated as photoreceptor-specific nuclear receptor-like. NCBI's taxonomy places the organism in Eukaryota, Metazoa, Cnidaria, Hydrozoa, Anthoathecata, Hydractiniidae. The coding region runs from base 112 to 1326 and encodes 404 amino acids. The transcript is spliced from 4 exons. Gene Ontology annotation, biological process: anatomical structure development; cell differentiation; regulation of transcription by RNA polymerase II. The record is from RefSeq and is a predicted model, not a curated record. Gene Ontology annotation, molecular function: nuclear receptor activity; RNA polymerase II cis-regulatory region sequence-specific DNA binding; zinc ion binding.
CACUACUAAAAUCAUUUAUUUCACCGCACGUGCAGUUUGGAAAACAUUACUGGAAAAGCAAGGGAGCAUCUCUUCACCAACUGAAUCAAGUAUUUAGAAACAGAUAAAAGAAUGGAUAGGGAAGAUAACAGAAUGGAUACAGAAACUGAACAGAUUGACGUUGAAACUGAUCCUGUUGAGUAUGACCGCAUGUCAAGUCCAACAUUUGAUGUCAAUAAUAACGUUAGCAGAUGGUUAAAUGAAAAUACCGAAACUGAUAGCCUGGACAAAAAAGACAUUCGCAGCGAGACUCUAUGUCGCGUUUGUGGUGACAUCUCAUCUGGUCGUCAUUACGGUCAAUACACUUGUGACGGAUGUUCCGGAUUCUUUAUGAGGUCAGUUCGCAAAAAUAUGGCAUAUCGUUGUAAAGGCAAUAAGAAUUGUAUUGUUGACAAAAAGAGAAGAAAUCAAUGUCAAGCCUGUCGUUUUGAGAAAUGCUUAAAAGUAAAUAUGAAUAGAUAUGCUGUCCAGCAAGAAAGGCAACCAAAUAAUCAAUUUCAUUUAUCACAACCACGAUACCAUCAUGGACUGCCGUUUAUGUAUCCCAGAGCUGAAUUUAUGUUCUCCCAUCACAGCUUACCAACGAGACUUGUACAAUCUCCACCGUAUAUAGAAAAGCGGGAACUACAAGAACUUAGAGAGCUAAGAGUAUAUAAAGAAGAGAAUGUUCGUUUUAAAAAAGACAACCAUUCAAAUUUGAAGGAAUCUAAAGAAAAUGUAUCUGACCUUUCGUCUCGCCUCCUCUAUCACACCGUAAAAUGGGCUCGAUCAGUACCAGCUUUUUUGGAACUACCUUUCAGUGAUCAAAUCCGGUUAUUGGAAAGUUCUUGGGCGGAGAUAUAUGUGUUAUUCGCAUUUCAAUGGAGCUUGCAUAUUAGUGCAACUGAUAUACUGAAGCGAGUUGGUUCACGGUUACCAGAAAAGAAACUGGCAAAAGUUACACAAGAACUAAAAUUAUUUGAAGAUCUGUCCCGUCGAUUUGAAGAUCUAAGAGUUUCUGAAGAUGAAUUUAUUUAUUUAAAAUCCGUUGUCCUCUUCAAAUCAGAAGUUCAUGGACUAUUAGAUGCACACCAUAUUGAGAAAUGUCAAGACAGGGCGCAAAUUAUGUUACGUGAUCACGUGAUAGCUUAUCAGUCCAAUCAACCUGCUCGAUUUGGAAAGCUUUUGUUGCUACUGCCAGAAAUUAAACAUGUAACAGCUAAAACACUUGAAGAAAUGCUCUUUCAACAAUCCAUGGGAACGUUUUCGUUCGAAACGCUCCUCGCUGACUUGUUCAAAUCGCCAUAACUUUUAGUCUUGUGACUUAAAAUUUCAAAAUGUUGUCAUCAGAGGAUUCUGUAAACCUAUAUACUAUGAAAACUGACUGAAAACAAAACUAUGUGUAUAAAUUGUAAAUUUAUAAAUAAUAUAUACUUUAUAAAACAUUUCCCCUUAUUCUUAUGCACCUGAUCUAUAUCUAAUGAUUUAGACAAGAGUUACCAAUUCGGUAGAUAUGCAUGACGAGUGAAUUAAUGUGCCUAGUUAUAAAGUUCAUUCUAAACCUGUAUGGCAUUACAACCAGAUAAUUAUCGGAGUGUGCAAUAAUCAACUGGUUAAUAUUAUCACUUAUUAAUUGUUUACCUUCAUAAUAAUAUCAAUAUAAUAACGAUACUAGCUGGGACAAUCGGCGUGGCACAGUGGUUUAAGCUCUUAAUCCGGUAAAUCUGGCUGAAUGAUUAUACAGUGUGGUGAAAUGUCGCAGAAAGGUUUUACCUGGUCAUUGCCAAAACUGUGUUAUUCUAUUUAUCUUGAUUGUUUUGUUAAUUUGUUUGACUUAUUCUAUGACCGGGAAUUUCCAAGAAGAAAUAGCAAAUUUUUUCAUAGAUUGUCUUAACACCACCUUAAAAUCCAUAAGAAGAUUUUGUGGACGAAAGGAUGAAUAAACAAACCAGAGCUGCAACCUAUCGAGGAGAAUUGUGGCCAGGGAACUAGAUAAAUACUUUAUGUUUGUGGGUAGUUUCGCAUUAGGUAUAUAUUUAUAACAACCACUGUAGCUAUCUAUAUCUAGACAUAUAGCUUACCACCAAAUUGUCUGACUAUUCGUAAGCGCGUGAACAAUUAUUCGUAGUUAGCCCAUCACUUCUGAUACCGACCAUUUUUGACUCGCAGACAGACAACAGGUGUUAUAAUACAAACUAGUCUGUAGCCCGCUGAUAAAUCUCUGAGUGCCCCCGUUCUUUAUAUAUCGUAGUUCGUGUUUCCGUAGCAUGGCCUUUUUCUUGCAAGCAGAUAGUCAGAACGCGGCUGUUAUUAAUAUAGAGACUAGUCGUUGCCCAGGGAAAAAUCCACAGGUUCGCCCGUCCUUUUAUUUACCAGUUGCAACAAAGGGGAUAAAAAUAUAUCACAAUUGAUAUUCGUGUUUCCGUAACAUCAUUUUCUAACUCAGCGGGGGUCCGCGCAGAGACAGACAGACGACGGCUAUUAUUAUAGAGACUAGUCGUUCGCCCGUGGAAAAAUCCACAGGUUCGCCCGUCCUUUUAUUUACCAGUUGCAACAAAGUGGAUAAAAAUACAUCGCAUUUGAUAUUCGUGUUUCCGUAACAUCAUUUUCUUACUCAGCGGGGGGUCCAUCAGAGACAGACAGACGAUGGCUAUUAUUAUAGAGACUAGCUGGGUAAUUCAGCGUUUAAUUGGAAAAAACGUCUUAAACACCUCCAGGUAAAGCGCUUUAGUAUAGAUAUAUUUCGUUGCAAAUACAGCAUUUCAAGUGUAAAGCAUAUUUCAAAGUAAAACGUUUCAUGCAGGUUAAAUGCCUGUUGUUACUACGCUAUAGCAAAAACACCCAAGGUUCAACGAUUAUAUUGUGUUUAACGCUCAAUGCGAGCAACGAGCUGCGAGUAGCAACUUGUAAAUUUCUGUCAUGUGAUGGACCUGCAGUUAGCAUAUAAAUGUCUGUGCACUUGUACUCCAUAAACGGCAAUGUUUAUUUUGUGUUUAAGUUCUUUCCC